Messenger RNA from Danio rerio (zebrafish), 5866 nucleotides. The record is from RefSeq and is a predicted model, not a curated record. Lineage: Eukaryota; Metazoa; Chordata; Actinopteri; Cypriniformes; Danionidae.
CCCUCGGGGGUCUGCGAGGAGGCGUGGUUUGGUGACGCAUUGCGGCUGGUCCUUCAUGCUGGAGUGUGCGUGGAUCAGAUGAGCCCCGGACUCGAGGUGAACAUGCGAGAACAAGUGGCGAAUAAACACCGACACAUGGCCGAGCAGAUGCGCCCCUGAGCCGGACAGCAGACCUCCAGAAAGCCCGCUCCGCAGCUCCGGCGCUCCGUUAACAUCAUGGACGACAGCACCGUGCGGGUGGCGCUCAGGAUUCGUCCUCAGCUGGCGAAGGAGAAGAUCGAGGGAUGCCACAUCUGCACGUUUGUGAUGCCCGACGAACCGCAGGUGGUUCUGGGAAAAGAUAAAGCCUUCACGUAUGAUUAUGUGUUCGAUAUGGACUCCACGCAGGACAACAUCUACUCCAACUGCACCGAGAAGCUGAUCGAGGGCUGUUUUGAGGGAUACAACGCCACCAUAUUUGCAUACGGACAGACGGGCUCAGGGAAGACGUACACCAUGGGCACAGGCUUUGACGUGGCGAUCCCGGAUGAGGAUUUGGGCAUCAUCCCGCGCGCCGUCACACACCUAUUCAAAGGCAUUGAGCAGAGACGACAGCAGGCGGCGGAGCAGAGCCGACCCGUACCCGAGUUCAAGAUCAGCGCUCAGUUCCUGGAGCUGUAUAAUGAGGAGGUGCUGGACCUGUUUGACACCACGCGCGACAUGGAGUCCAGAAAGCAGAAAUCACACAUUAAAAUCCACGAGGACGCCAGCGGAGGAAUCUACACGGUCGGAGUGACGACGAGAAACGUCUCCUCUGAGGCCGAGAUGAUGCAGUGUUUAAAGCUCGGCGCUCUCUCCCGCACCACCGCCAGCACACAGAUGAACGUCCAGAGCUCGCGUUCUCACGCCAUCUUCACCAUCCACAUCUGCCAGAUCCGCGUCUGCGCACCCGCUGACAGCCCUCCAGAGCAGGACAACGAGACGGACAAUCGCCUGGCCGGCAGCUCGUCUGAGAUGGAGGAGUUCGAAACGCUGACGGCGAAGUUUCACUUCGUGGAUCUGGCCGGAUCAGAGAGGCUGAAGAGAACCGGAGCCACAGGGGAGCGAGCCAAAGAGGGAAUCUCCAUCAACUGCGGACUGUUGGCGUUGGGGAACGUGAUCAGUGCUCUAGGGGACAGAAGCAAGCGCUCGACGCAUGUGCCUUACCGAGACUCCAAACUCACCCGCCUCCUGCAGGACUCACUGGGCGGAAACAGUCGGACCGUGAUGAUCGCCUGCAUCAGCCCGUCCGAUCAGGACUUCAUGGAGACGCUGAACACACUGAAGUACGCUAACAGAGCGCGCAACAUCAAGAACAAGGUGAUGGUGAACCAGGACCGGGCCAGCCAGCAGAUCAGCGCACUGCGGACGGAGAUCGCCAGACUGCAGAUGGAGCUGAUGGAGUACAGGACGGGGAAGCGUAUGGUGGGAGAGGACGGGCUGGAGAGCAUUAAUGACAUGUUCCACGAGAACUCGAUGCUGCAGGUGGAGAACAAUAAUCUGCGCAUGCGAGUGAAGGCUAUGCAGGAGGCCAUCGACGCUCAGGGCGCCAGACUCACUCAGCUGCUCAGCCAACAGGCCAAUCAGCUGCUUGCCAGAGCAGGUGAAGGCAGUGAGGAGAUUGGAAAUAUGAUUCAGAAUUACAUCAAGGAGAUCGAGGAUCUGAGAGCCAAACUUCUGGAGAGUGAGGCGGUGAAUGAAAACCUGAGGAGAAACCUGACCCGAGCGUCCAGCCGUCCUCAGUUCUACGGGGCGUCCGGAAGCUUCUCUACGGCCCUGCUGGGACCCGACCCGAGCCAGGAGACCAGCGACAUCAUCGAGAUCGCUAAAAAAGACUUGGAGAAGCUCAAGAGGAGGGAGAAGAAGAAGAAGAAGAGACUCCAGCAGCUGCUGGCCGACAAGAGAGAUGAGGAUGAGGACGAGGAGGAAGAGGUGGAGGAAGACAGUGCCAACAAAGACGAAACGCAAGAAGAUGGAGAGCAGAAGACUGAGAAAGAGCAGUCAGAAUCGACCAAUCAGGAGCCAGAGAUGGAGGCCAGUGAUCGUGAGGAAGGCGAUGGAGAAGAAGAUGAGGAAGAUGUGGAGGAAGAGGAGAUGGAGGCUGAGGAGAGCUCUGAAGAGACGGACUCUGAGCUCGAUGAGAAGGAGGACUUCCAGGCGGAUCUGGCCAACAUCACAUGUGAAAUCGCGAUCAAGCAGAAGCUGAUCGACGAGCUGGAGAACAGUCAGAGGCGUUUACAUACACUGAAACAACAGUACGAACACAAGCUCAUGAUGCUGCAGAGCAAGAUCCGCGACACACAGCUGGAGAGAGACCGCGUUCUGCACAGCAUGGGCUCGGUGGAGUCGUGCUCUGAGGAUAAAACCAAGCGGAUAAAAGCCGAGUACGAGAAGAAGCUCAGCGUCAUGAAUAAGGAGCUUCAGAAACUGCAGGCGGCACAGAAAGAGCACGCUCGCCUGCUGAAGAACCAGUCACAGUAUGAGAAACAGCUGAAGAAACUACAGCUUGACCUGACAGAGAUGAAGAAGACCAAAGUGCGUCUCAUGAAGCAGAUGAAGGAGCAGCAGGAGAAGAGCAGAAUGGCUGAAUCCCGCAGAAACAGAGAGAUCGCCACGCUCAAGAAGGACCAGCGCAAACAAGAGCAUCAGCUCAAACUGCUGGAGGCACAGAAGAGACAACAGGAGCUCAUCCUGCGCAGGAAAACCGAGGAGGUCACAGCUCUGAGGCGGCAGGUGCGGCCCAUAUCAGGAAAGGUCACCCGAAAGGCCAAUCUGUCGGAGCCGAACUUUGACCUUUCUCACAGACCACCUGCAGGUCGCACAUACGGUUCAGGAGCACCUAAUGGAACCAGAUUGUACCAUCGCAGAGCAGCGGGGAUAUAUUCCACCCGAGUGGCUCGUGGGAAAUGGCAGAGUCUGGAGCGCCGGAUCUCCGACAUCAUAAUGCAGAGAAUGACCAUUUCCAACAUGGAGGCUGACAUGAAUCGCCUACUGAAGCAACGGGAAGAGCUGACGCGGCGGCGGGAUAAGAUCAGCAGGAAGAGAGAGCGACUGCUGGCGGACGACCCCGAGGUGGAAAAACACCUUCAGCCAGUGAACGAGGAGCUGGAGUCACUGCUGGCCAACAUCGACUACAUCAACGACAGCAUCUCCGACUGCCAGGCCAACAUCAUGCAGAUGGAGGAGGCCAAGGAGGAGGGCGAUGCUGUCGAUGUCUCGGCUGUGAUCAGCUCCUGCACUCUGGCCGAAGCUCGAUUCCUUCUGGACCAUUUCAUGUCGAUGGCCCUCAAUAAGGGUCUUCAGGCAGCUCAGAAGGAGUCUCAGAUAAAGGUAAUGGAGGGACGGCUGAAGCAAACCGAGAUCAACAGUGCAACCCAAAACCAGCUGCUCUUCCACAUGCUGAAGGAGAAGGCAGAGUUUAACCCGGAGCUGGAUGCGUUAUUGGGGAACGCUCUUCAAGAACUAGGUAACGUGCCCUUGGAAAAUGGAGAUGACAGUAGUAGUGACGAGUCAACCCCAAGUCCUGCAGUGGAAGGAAACACCCUGGCCUCAGACCUCAUGAAGUUAUGUGGCGAGACUAAAUCUAGGACUAAGGCCCGUAGAAGGACGACUACUCAGAUGGAGUUGCUUUAUGUCGACUCUGGCCAAGACGCAGCAACAAAAGACUUCACCAUCCCUCUACACCCAAUGGCUGAGACAUCCGAGGGAUCUGGAGAGCUGGAGUCUGCAGGGAAUACAGUCAGGGAUCGGGAUUAUAUGCCCUCUCCUGCUGGUUUGACCUCUAGAAUGGGGGGCAUUAGCAGCUCUGGCAACAGAUUUCCAGCAGGUGGGCAAAAGAGAUUGCCGGAACCUUCCCCUCUGUCUCGCAGGAAGACUUAUGACAAGGGACAAGCCCAGGCUGACAAGGCCAAAUCCAAAGAGAUCUUACAAGGCAUCAUCAACCCUGUUCCGGUGUGGAAGAGCGCUCGCGGUGGUGGCGGCGGGACACUGCAGUGUGUUCAUGUGGCCGAGGGUCACAGUAAAGCCGUUCUGUGUGUCGAAUCUACAGACGACCUCAUGUUCACCGGAUCUAAAGAUCGUACCUGUAAAGUUUGGAAUUUAGUGACGGGACAGGAGAUCAUGUCUCUGGGCGGCCACCCUAACAACGUAGUGUCAGUGCGCUACAGCUCUAGUCUGGUCUUUACCGUCUCCACCUCCUACAUCAAAGUCUGGGACAUCCGAGACUCUGCCAAAUGCAUCCGGACACUCACCUCGUCAGGUCUGGUGAACACUGGUGAUAUGUGUGCCGCUAGCACCAAUCGCACCGUGACCAUACCGGCUGGAGAAAAUCAGAUUAACCAAAUCUACCUGAACCCGUCCGGCACCGUUCUCUAUGCUGCCGCCGGAAACUCUGUCCGUGUCUGGGACCUGAGGCGGUUUGUGUGUACAGGAAAACUAACGGGUCAUCUGGGUCCAGUCAUGUGCUUGACUGUUGAUCAGACUGGAAACGGACAGGAUCUGGUCAUCACAGGCUCUAAGGAUCACUACAUCAAGAUGUUUGAUGUGACCGAGGGCGCUAUGGGGAGCAUCAGCCCCACUCAUAACUUCGAGCCGCCACACUAUGAUGGCAUCGAGUCUCUGGUGGUUCAGGGAGACUGUCUGUUCAGCGGCUCCAGAGACAACGGCAUCAAGAAAUGGGACCUGACCCGCAAAGACCUGCUGCAGCAGGUCCCGAAUGCUCACCGGGAUUGGGUGUGUGCUCUGGGAGUGGUCCCGGCGUCUGCGAUCCUGCUGAGCGGCUGUCGAGCAGGAGUCCUGAAACUCUGGCACACCGACACACUGAGCCCCCUGGGGGAGAUCAGAGGACACGAGAGUCCCAUCAACAGCAUCUCCACCAACAGCACGCAUCUGUUCACCGCUGCCGAUGACCGGACGGUGAAGAUCUGGCGUGCGAGAGGAAGUCUGGAUGGAUCUGCAGAUGUGGGUGACACCAUGGAGGAGGGCGUCAGUAACUGAUGCACUGUUUUACUACAGUAACCCAGCUGCCAAAGACAUUUGCACUUUGACCCUCCAGGAAAUCCUGGAUAACCAAUCAAAUCUGCUCACCACGGCUCCUCUGGAGUUCACUGCUUCGAUAGUGAUGCCCCACAAUUAGGCACAGUCAACGUCACACGUUCAAAAAAAAAAGCUCUUUGUGCUUAAAAUAACCCAGCAGCAGGGUUAAUUCUAACAAUCAUGAAGAUGGCGCUGAAAACAGACCUGCUGACGUGGAGUUUGAGGAACCGGAUCUUCUGUAGCGGGCUUCAGUUUUCCGGUUCUUGAGGACAUUCUGGAGUGACGCUUGUGGAGGAGUCUGAGGGAAUCUCACAUAAACACAACACAGCUCAUUUGUUCAGCUCUAAAGAGGAAAUCGAUAAUGAAGGGUGAAAUGAUUAGCAUAAACAUAACAAGGCUAAUUUAUGCACUUUUUUUGCAUUGUGAACAUACAUCAUGGCACAUUUUCCCACAACACUUAUUACUGUAAUGAGAAAAAACUGAAUAUAUUCAUUCAGUAUAAAAAAGAACUUGUUAUUAGUUGCUGCCUGUAAUAAUACUGAAUGAAGAAAUAUAUAAACUAGAAUUCAUACAUAAUAUAAAUAUAGCAUUUAUAGCUGUGCAGAAAAAUCAGUCCAGAAAUCGCUUCUGAGCUUGAAAUGUUGACGCCGCUCUAGGAUAGUUUAACAGCAGAUGACGCUAUUGGCUAUUUUGACAGCAGACGGCUCUCCAGGCUAGUUUAACAGCAGAUGGCGCUCUAGGCUAGUUUAACAGCAGACGGCGCUUUAGGUAUUUUACCAGCAGACAGCGCUCUAGGCUAGUUUAAACAGCAGAU